UCUUGCUCCAUCUGGCUCUAGUUGUACACAGCCCUGGCUCUAGUUGUACACAGCCCUGGGCUCAUUUGAACGCUCCAGAGACGGACGGUGUGUGUGAGUGUGAAAGAGAGAAUUCACCAAGAUGUGUGUGUUGCUUCCACAGAUUAGAACUUUUACUGGACUUGUUGUUCUAUUGGUUACAUCAACUUAUGGUCUGGACUCCGUGUGUGAUGCUACUCAGGAUGCUACAUGUUAUGGGGCUCUGGGAGGACCUGUGCACCUGCAGCUGAUGAGGGACGCCAGAGGAUAUUACCUGAGCCUCCAAUAUAACAGUGUAACUGUUUUUAGAUUCAACAACUCUAAGUCGGAGUUCUAUAAACAGUUCAACACUACAUCAGUCCUUCAGAGGUGGCAGUUUUUUCCAUAUAACGGGACCAUGAUUAUCAAACCUGCAGAGAGGAGAGACACAGGAACAUACAGAGUGUAUAUCCAAAAUGAGUCAACAGGGAAAGGAGUGGGAGAUCACACAGUACAUCUGACCAUAGAAGCCAACAAUGGAGUAUCCAUGACAACUAUACCACCACCUACCCCAACAUCUACCACCUCAGCUCUGCUGUGUGUGUGUUCUUCUGGUGGUAUUUCUCCAGUGUUCAUCAGUGUGUGGCUGGCAGAGAUCAUCAUCCUCACAUCACUGCUGGUGGGAGGGUAUUACCUCUACAUAAGAAACAGGACCGCACACACUCCAGAUGAGUGUAAGGACCAGGAGGUGGAGCUCACGAGUCGCAGGAGGACACCAGAGGAGGUGCAGAUGCAGUGACUCCCCAUUGGUCCAGAGGAAGUGCAGAGACUCCCCAUUGGUCCAGAGGAGGUGCAGAGACUCCCCAUUGGUCCAGAGGAAGUGCAGCACCAGACUACUCCUCCAUUCCCCCUCCACUAUAGAGUGACUGAUCAGUCCAAAUAUUUGAUAGCCUGACGUUGUCAUACUCAAAAUUCCAGUCAGAAUAUGAGUCUGAACUGCUCCAUUGUGACGCAAUUAUGCAGUGUGUUUUCUAGUCUUUUUUGAAAGUUAUUGCGCUAUCAAUAUCUUAGAUUUCGCUAUCGGAUGUUGUUUAUAAUAUAAGACAACAAAAUAUGUGGCAGGGUAGGCUAUUUGGAGAACAUUUCCUCUCCGUCCGUUCACACUGCUACAACCAUGCUAUGAACAACUGGGGAAGGGUGGAGCAAACAGGCCAAUCAGAGAUCAGGGUACAUGUCAUGCAAACACGCUGUUUUCCCUUGAUGAAAGUGAAACUAGAGUUUACACAUCCACUUUGGCCUAAGUUUUAAAAAAUAAUCGCGUGAUAACCUGUGAUAAAUCCUUUGUUUUUUUGUAAAUGAAAGGCCGAACUGCAUCUACCACCACAAUUUUGAUUGAUCCGAACAGCUCUGGUUUGAAUAUAGUUGUGCGACAAUGGACCAAGGCCAGACUCAGGGGGUCAAGACCAUGUAGAUUAGCUUUGGCAUGUUUAAAUAUGACGCCACAUGGAGUAUUUAGAGCCAGCUCCGUGCAUGUUUGCGAGGGUUACCAAAUAAAUUACCCCUCUUUUGAUA
This is a messenger RNA of Sardina pilchardus (European sardine), 1569 nucleotides long. RefSeq lists its product as uncharacterized. The transcript has 5 exons. Lineage: Eukaryota; Metazoa; Chordata; Actinopteri; Clupeiformes; Clupeidae. The coding region runs from base 122 to 796 and encodes 224 amino acids. The record is from RefSeq and is a predicted model, not a curated record.